GCAACCGCCUACCCUGGCAUUCGUACUUCAGUAUGUUAGUCCGAAACAAAUAUGGUUUGCCUGGCGGGAUUUUGGUAUCAAGCAGAGAGAGCCGAGAAUGUUGGCCGCAUAACCACGCACACUCCCAAUUUUCUGUUGUUUCAAAUUGUUUUGCUUUUUUCUUAUUUUUGAUCCAAUUAAAAGAUUUGACUUGUGUUUUGUUUUCAGAGCUCACUGAAUCUGGGUCCUGAGCCAUUGAUAUUGAGAGAGAGAGAGAGAGAGAGAGAGAGAGUUAACUGUGCCCUGAUUGCAGUAUUCAAUCAACCCUCAUCCGGGGCCAUGGUUUCAAGUGCCUGCUAGCCAGUAAGUAUUGGAUCCUUAACAAGCAGUGAAAGUGGAAUAUGCGAUAAAGUACAAAAGAGAUUUGAGAUGUGCCACUGUAUCUGAUCUACGUGAAAUCUUGUGCGUGUCUAAGCAGGGAAGGAAAAUGAUACACAUAUGCACAGCAAUGGCUGCUGAAAUCAUUUUGCUUGUGAUUGUAGAAGAGGGUAGUGGACACUAGUGUUAUCAAUUCAUUUGGAGCAGAGCUGCACAUGGGCUAUCUUAAUGAGUACCCUUCCAGUGGCCAAAAAUGGUCAUUGGAUCAAUGGGUGCAUGUUGACUCAGGAGUUGCACUUCAAAGUGAGUCCUUCACCUGGAAAAACCACCAAGGCCAUAAAAAGCUCCUAGGUUUAGAGUCUGUAAAGUGUCGAAUUAAGGUCAUGGAGGUAAUUGCUUCGGUGUGUAUGGUUUUGAAUAGUAAACUCAAAAUGUAACAUCUUCAUGUUCAAGGAAGAUCUUUGAUUUCUCCUACCACAGAGCAGGUUUUAUGGAGAAGAUGCAGAGCAAUGUGAGUAGAGCAGCUGGUCUUCUGCACCACAUUUUAGGUUUGAACCCACGGAAGUAAUUUGCAAAGCAAAAGUUCCUCCCAAGGUCAAGUUACUACUACUUGGAUUGAGCGUCAUCAGAGCUCACAACUUAUGAUUAGUUCAGCAACCAGAUGGCUUUUCCUGAAGCUGCUGCAUCGUGUCUCAGGAGGAGAGAGUCUAAAUCAUUUUCUUUAAUGGUAGAAGAAUCUGUAAUGAUCUCUUUGUAACAAUUAGUUUCAUUUAAGUUGCUGAUUUGUGAGUUUAGUAGUAGCCAGUAGAGGUUUUGACUGAGAUAUAAUGUAGGGCUUUGUUAGCCAAUCUAAAAGUAUUUAAUCUUGUAAUUGAGAGAAAUGAGAUCGACAAUAUCCAGAAUUUCCAAUUAAAGAACCCAGACAUUUUUAUUUUCUUUUUUUCAUUUUCUCUCAUCUGAUUUCAUGUUCUUCUAUUUGGUUUUUAAGCAUGGAGGCUGCAUCACACAGGCCAGUAACAAACAUUACUUGAUUGGUAUGAAUAUAAAGAGUUACAAUUCAGUGGAGAAGGAAACCAAACAGGGUAUAGAACUUUUUGAGAUAUUGUUAAAUCAGCUUACGUAUGUUUGACUGUAUGUAUUCUAGAUCAAUAUACUAUUUCAGGAAAAGAGAACACUUUGAUGCUGUAAAAUACUCCAACAUCUCAAAAGUCUGCCAUGAGUUUCUUAUCCUUUUGCUGCUACUAUUUCCCUUGUCUAAGAUGUUCUUCCAAUUUUAAAUACAUGUUUGUGUGCGUGUGAGCUCGAGGUUUCCUUCUUGUGACAAAGGAAUUGAAGAUAAGGUGCUUUAUGCUUAAAGCAUCCCCAAUGGUGACACAUACAUAAAACGGAAAAUAUGGCAUUCAUCGUGACCCCAAAGCAUAAGAACGUCAAGCUUGCACUUCACGUAUCAAUAUCAUUCACCAAGAAUGGGACCUCCUCUCAAAUCCAGCAACAGAGACCUUCCACAGCAAACUGCUCUAUAGAGUCUGUCGAAUCCUCGAUACGAAGUCUGUUAAGGAGCUGGUACAGACGGCAGAAAUGGCAAGUUUUAUUCAACUCCACACCACCACAAGAACUUGAUAGAACUCCAUGGAGAACCCAUCUGGCCAGUUUCCUUGAAUCCACACCAGUUCAUGCAGUUUCUCUCGGUCUCCUCAUUAUCGAUCUCAUCUUCACCAUCCUUGAACUCUCCUCAUCUUUACUUGCUACCAGUUGCAGGCCAAACGAGAACCACAAAGCUACAGAAGAAAUCUGGUACCACUGGGUUGGCGUUGCUAUUCUUACUCUGCUUUCAGCAAAGACUAUUGCCCUUGCUGUGGGGCUCGGCACCACAUUCUUUAGGCGUCCGGGUUAUGUCAUUGAUGGGAUCGUUUUGAUGGGCGCGUUGGGGUUAGAAGUGUUUUUAGACAAGAUAGGGGGUGGGUUGCUUGUUGUGGUCAGUUUGUGGCGAGUUGUUAGGGUAGUAGAAAGUGCAUUUGAGCUGAGUGAUGAGGCCAUUGAAGCACAGAUUGAAGGGCUUGUGUGCCAGUUUGAGAUGUUGAGGGAAGAGAAUAGGAGACUGUUAGAAAUCAUUGCUGAGAAAGAUCAGAUUAUCCAGAAGCUCCAGGAAGAUUCAGAUCAAUGUACAUGUUGCUCCAGUCGAAAAUCUUUACCUUAUGAACGAUAUUGUAAAGGCCUUAAUGUAUCUUUUGGCCAAUAAUUUACAAAUCAAAUGAUUAACCAUAAUCAUGUUUUGGUUGUUCUAGGCUGAUUAAUUGAUACUUUAAUAGGGAGAAACAAUUGAAAUACUCUCAUUUCAAGUUUGUUGUUCUGUUGCAUAUGACAUAUCAUUUGAUUCAAGAGUUAACUAAUAUCA
This is a messenger RNA of Rosa rugosa (rugosa rose), 2752 nucleotides long. RefSeq lists its product as uncharacterized. Gene Ontology annotation, biological process: proton transmembrane transport. The transcript has 6 exons. Gene Ontology annotation, molecular function: voltage-gated proton channel activity. The record is from RefSeq and is a predicted model, not a curated record. Gene Ontology annotation, cellular component: plasma membrane. Lineage: Eukaryota; Viridiplantae; Streptophyta; Magnoliopsida; Rosales; Rosaceae. The coding region runs from base 1751 to 2596 and encodes 281 amino acids.